AUGGCCUCCAUGCAGGACGGGCUGAACUUCACGGCUCCUCCCUACGGCAAGGUCCUGCUGCUGGGCGCCAUCGCCGCCGCCUCGGCCUUCGUGGUCACGAUCCUCAUUGUGGUGCUCUGCGUGGGCUGCCAGAGGAAGGGAAAGACGCACAAUGUCCCCAGUGAGAGUGGGAAACACCGUCUCAUGGACAUGGGUAUACUCAGGCAGUCCAAGCUGCGGUCCAUCAAAAGUUCGACAAACGGUCGAGAUUCAAACAUGGACCUGGCGGAGGCGUCCAAAACCAGUAGGGACUUUUCUGCCGGUCUAACUGUGAUCCUUCGCUCUCAAGGCAGGCAGCUUCCCCAGAUUCCCUCUGGGACUGGAGAGGACGGAGAGCACACUUACUCCGAAGUGGGCCGAAGCUCCUCCGCCACGCGAACUGACGACGCACUCUAUGCCAUGGUAGGCAGGGCCGGGCAGACGGACACUCCGGCCCCUCCGGCCGUCCCCGCCAACACCCCGGCGCCGCCCGACCCCGACGGGGACGCGGAAGUGGGACUGGCCGAAGCCGACGCCCAGGUUUUGUCCGCGCCUCACCCCCCGGAGACGGCGGAGUACGCCUGCGUCAGGAAGCUGAGGAAGGCCGACAAGGCGCCCCAGAAGAGGGACAGCGGCACGGACACGGGGGACCCGCCGGCGCCGCCGCCGAGACACCCCCCGCCCUCUCACCCGGCCCCUCCGCCGCCGCAUCCUCACAGCACGAAGCUGCCCCGCAGAAACGUGGACGCCUUUAACGUACCCUCGUUCCCCAAGGAAGUGAUGUUUAUGGGCAACGGCGAGCAGUACAUCUGGAAGCCUCCGGAGGACGAAGAUGUCCUCAUGCUCCACAAUAAGACCCUGGGCCCCCUGGGCCCCCUGGGGGCGCACACCACGGAGAACAUCCAACCUUCUGCUGCAGUGGUGGCCGAGAUGUAUUCAAAGGUGUGUAAGCCCGCCAAGAAGAAAAGAGCUGUUCCCGGAUCACCCCCGUCCAAUCCCGGUUUCAGGACCUUGGGUCGUGCCGAGCGGGAUCGGGACCGGGACCGAGACGGGGGCUUUAGCGUUGUGGUCAAACCCCAAACGUGGGCCCCCCAGGAGGGCAAAGCCCCCGCGGGCUCCCUGGACGACCACUGCUACGAGUCCUUCGGGACGGAGGAGUGCGAGCCGGCCUACGAGAACCUGGAAGGCGGGGGCGGCUGGAGACGAGAGCGAGCCCCCAACACGUGCGCCACCUUGCGGCCGAGGAGGAAGAAGGCCCAGCAGCCCUUGCAGCAGCAGCAACCUCCUCCGCCGCCGCCCACGCAACACAACCCCAAGUUACAGCACCUGCCCGCCAAAGCGCUGCUGCUGCCCGGGGAGAGCCUGUACGAGAGCAUCGGCGACCUGAAGCAGGGCUCCACCACCUCCAGCACCACCACCAUCUUCACCUUCAACGACGGCAUGGAGAUGUACGUCACGGGGCUCUGA
Syngnathoides biaculeatus (alligator pipefish) is the source of this 1485-nucleotide messenger RNA. RefSeq lists its product as uncharacterized. The record is from RefSeq and is a predicted model, not a curated record. The transcript is spliced from 7 exons. Gene Ontology annotation, cellular component: membrane raft; plasma membrane. Gene Ontology annotation, biological process: intracellular signal transduction; negative regulation of T cell activation. The coding region runs from base 1 to 1485 and encodes 494 amino acids. Lineage: Eukaryota; Metazoa; Chordata; Actinopteri; Syngnathiformes; Syngnathidae.